AUGGAGAUCCAGUCGACGAAGAAGCUAGUCUUUCUACUACUCUUUCUACCUAUAAUCUACACCACAGCCCAACCAUUGAUCCAUCACCAUCUUACAAUUCUCAAUGACAAGGCAGCACUCCUGGCGUUUAAGGACGCCAUUACCGAAGACUCUCAAGCUGUUCUUGCAGACUGGCAAAAUUCAUCCAAUGUCUGCAACUUCACAGGUGUGGUGUGCAACUAUCAGCAGAACCGUGUGGAGCAACUCAGGCUCAACGGUGGCGGCAUUCAUGGCCCGCUCUCUCCAUUCCUCUCCAAUCUCACUGGGCUACGCUUACUAGACCUAUCCGAAAACAACCUCGUGGGGCCCAUACCACCUGAACUGAGCUCCCUAUGGCGCCUCAACGAACUCAACCUCUUCGGAAACCUCCUCCACGGUCCAAUCCCUGAUUCACUCUCCCUCCUUUCUGGACUCUUUUUUAUAGACCUUAAAGGAAACCACCUCACAGGUAUCAUCCCCUCGUCAAUCUUGUACAAUUGCACAUCAUUAGGCUACAUAGAUUUAUCUGAAAACGCCCUCCACGGAGAAAUCCCGCCGGAGAUAGGAAACCGUCUCCUCAGCCUAAUGUUCCUCCAGCUAUAUUCGAAUAAUUUGAGUGGGAAACUUCCUCCAUCUCUCUCGAAUUGCACCAUUUUGAAAUGGUUGGAUGUGGAGAACAACAGCCUUUCCGGCGAACUGCCCACCCAAACCGUCAGCAGAUGGAAACUCCUCGAACUCCUCCUCCUAUCCAAUAACCUUUUCACGAGCCAUGAUCACAACACCAAUCUUGCCCCAUUCUUCAGUGCCCUUUCGAACUGCACUCACCUGCAGGGCAUUGAAUUGGCGGGAAUGGGCCUUGGAGGUCAAUUGCCAACCACCAUCGAUCAGCUCGGGAUGAACUUAUCAAGCAUAUAUCUCCAAGACAACCAGAUAUUCGGGUCGAUCCCACCCACCAUAGUCAAUCUCUCCAAUCUCAUGGUGCUCAACUUAUCAAGCAACCUCCUAAAUGGGACGAUCCCAGAUAAGAUAGGCCGAUUGCAGAACCUGCAAUCGCUCAUCUUAGCCAACAAUUUGCUGAUCGGCCCAAUUCCACCAUCAAUCGGACAGAUUGACAGGUUGAGUCAGCUCGAUUUAUCGAAAAAUAGAUUAUCGGGUGAAGUCCCAGGUAAUCUAGGAAACCUUACCUUACUCAGUGAUCUUUUUCUUCAAGAAAACAAGCUUUCAGGAAUCUCACCUUCUAUAGGAAGGUGCGAGUCCUUAAACAAGUUGGAUGUAUCUUUCAACAGAUUAACAGCAAUUCCCAAAGAAAUAUUUGGACUAACCCUGAUGGAAAAUUUCUUGAAUCUCUCACACAAUCUGAUAAAUGGUCCACUGCCGUUAGAGCUAAGCAAUAUGAAAAGCGUCCAUGAGAUUGAUCUAUCGUCGAACAGUUUCCAUGGCAGCAUAUUCCCUCAGCUAGAGGGCUGUGCUGCUGCUCGCAUGAUCAAUCUCUCACAUAAUUCACUCGAAGGGAAGCUUCCUAGUAUGUUAGAAUUGCCUGAGAACCUUGAAUCGCUUGACAUCUCCUUCAAUUCAUUGUCUGGCGAGAUCCCGGUCAGCCUUGGGGGUUCCCUUAGUCUUGUUCAGCUGAACCUCUCAUAUAAUGAUUUCAAUGGACCGAUACCCACGAGCGGAAGGUUCACGAACUUCACGUCUCUCUCGUUCCUCGGCAAUCCACACAUAUGUGGGUCAAUCCCCGGUGUGCCAGUUUGCAAGUAG
Molecule: messenger RNA, 1776 nt
Organism: Magnolia sinica
Lineage: Eukaryota; Viridiplantae; Streptophyta; Magnoliopsida; Magnoliales; Magnoliaceae
Product: putative leucine-rich repeat receptor-like serine/threonine-protein kinase At2g24130
Exons: 1
Coding region: 1-1776 (591 amino acids)
Molecular function (GO): protein binding
Source: RefSeq, a predicted model, not a curated record